GUCGGCAGUCUCAGCGCGCCUGCGCGGAGCGGCCCUGCGCCGAGUGAGGCAGUGGCGGGGGAAGGCACCGGUGGGGCCGACCGGCGGGUUGAAGGAGGGAAGCGGGCGAGCGAAGUCCCAGUGCGCGCCGCGCGCGGCUGCCCGGUACCCUCCCCUUCCGGGCGUGAGUCGCUGUGAGAAGAGCUGAACCGAGCGGACUCGCACCGGCAGCGAGGCGCCGCUACCGCCGCCCCAGCCCGGCCUCCCUCGGCUUCGGCGCUCCGGUUGCGGGGCCCGCGUUCCUCAGCACACCCAGUUCCAGCCGCCCCCAGAGCCUGUCCCAGCCCUUCGGAAGCCCCGGCGCCAGCCUGGGCCCUUGGCGGGGAGGAUGACGGAGCUGCAGUCGGCGCUGCUACUGCGAAGACAGCUGGCAGAACUCAACAAAAAUCCAGUGGAAGGCUUUUCAGCAGGUUUAAUAGAUGACAACGAUCUCUACCGAUGGGAAGUCCUUAUUAUUGGUCCUCCAGAUACACUUUAUGAAGGUGGUGUUUUUAAGGCUCAUCUCACUUUCCCAAAAGAUUAUCCCCUUCGGCCUCCUAAAAUGAAGUUCAUUACAGAAAUCUGGCACCCAAAUGUUGAUAAAAAUGGUGAUGUGUGCAUUUCUAUUCUUCAUGAGCCUGGGGAAGAUAAAUAUGGUUAUGAAAAGCCAGAGGAACGCUGGCUCCCUAUCCACACUGUGGAAACCAUCAUGAUUAGUGUCAUUUCUAUGCUGGCAGACCCUAAUGGAGACUCACCUGCUAAUGUUGAUGCUGCGAAAGAAUGGAGGGAAGACAGAAAUGGAGAAUUUAAAAGAAAAGUUGCCCGCUGUGUAAGAAAAAGCCAAGAGACUGCUUUUGAGUGACAUUUAUUUUGUAGGUAGUAACUUCACUUAUUUCAGGGUCUCCAAUUGAGAAACAUGGCACUGUUUUUCCUGCACUCUACCCACCUAUUGCUGGACUUCUGUUGUAACAAGUUGGCAAACACUGGCUGGAACUGGGCUGCAAUAAAACAUGCCAGUUAUCAAUGCUGACAAGAGCCUAACAAGUGCCAACUUACAGAUGAUUGCGCAUUUUGAAUUCUAAUGAACUGUUUUAACCUUCAGGAAGAAUUGUAAAGACCUGUACAUAGCACAACAUGAUCCGGAUAAUAUAUAUACUGUUCAUGUACAUCCACAAAUACACCUUGUACCAAAUAAUGCUUUCUUGUAGUAGAAUAAGAAUCGUGUAAAUUCUAAAAGAUAUUAGCAGGUUUUCUUUCAUAUUCAUUGUUUCUUAUCAGUUUAAAAAAACUCCUUAAAGCAUGACAGAUGAAAAGCAAUUAGGAUUAAAAGUUUCCAUUUAAUUUUCUUUAAACCAUUGAGGCUUCAUUAAACUCUCUUCAUUUACUAAACCUUUGUAUCUUCUUUGUUUUGACACACUCCCCUUUACUUUCAUCUCUUCUCUCUGCCAGAAAGUUAUCAAAUCAUUUAGUUGAAAUACUGAAAUACUUAAUAAGCAAUUACUUGAUUUUGAUGAUGACUUCAGAGGAGUAGUCAUCAUAGGUGCUUUGUCCUUUUUGUAUUCUAGUUGCACCCAUAUCCUGGAUUGGUUGUAGCAAUAACAUUUAUUGGCUGUUGAGAGCUCUUGAACCCAGUCAUUACCCCCAAGAACUAAAAAGAGUUUAUUUUUAACUCAGCUUACUGAAAUUUUCCCGCAAAAUAUUAAAUUCUGAUUUGGUGUUAUUUUUUUCACUUCAUUCACCUAAUAUUAAGGUUGAAUAAGUAAAGCAUGCAUAGCUACAGGCUUUCUACUUAACCUCUGGGUUUGCUAUUAAAAAUGCUGUUUACCCUCGUACCCUUCUCCUUAGUCCUUUAUAUUUCUUUGCCUCUUCUCUACUGCAGAUUUUUCUCACCUAUUGUACAAAAAAAUUGCGGUGUAUAUUUUCAUGUAAUUUGAUUUUGGAAUUCUGUCACCAUAUGUAGUGAGUUCUUCCAAAAUAUAAUUUUUUUCCAAUAAUUGUCAAGUUGUUGGCUUUUAUUGUAUUGAAUGAAGGUUGUAAUACUGAAUGCCAGAGAAGUGCAGUUUAGAAAAAUCUCAGGUUGAUUCCUUAUGCAAACAAACGUAAUACUUGAAAAUCACAUGGCCAUGGCAGUAUGUGUAUUGGGUUCUAUCUUGAUUCUUAUGUGUGACUCUAAAAGCAUUACCAGGGUAAAUGCUUUGCUAUUUGACAUAUAGAUUCUGUCACUGACAUAGUGCAUUUGAAUUUGAUUAAUGUUUGAGCAUAAAUAUAUUUCAUAUGGUUUUCUAAAACAACUUCAGCAAAUGGUAAAAUGAGCAUGUGCCAGUGUUAAAGGUGGGCAUGGGCUCCUCUAUGUUCGUUGUGAGGCUGGGAGUGAGUAGUAGUCUUUGGCAUAUAAGGAUAGAACUUGAGAUAGUACCAGAUGGGGCAUGGUGUUUGAUUGAGAGAAUCAGCAAGAAUUGGUGCAUUUCUGCUCCCUGGGGUUCAGAGAAAUGAUUCGGCAGAAGCCAAAUAGCCAAUAGCCCAGACCUCUACACACUUUAUUUUUUUAAAACAGAACUAAAAUGGUUGAGGAUGUAGUCACAGUAAAGAGUGAUUUUUCUAAAUCCUAGUCUGUUCUCCACUCUGAAGCAUUGUAAAAACCCGUAAACAUUAUUAAACACACAUAAAUGUAUAGUGACUGUAAAUAUUAUUUGAUUUAAUUCAUUAGAGCCCAGUUUUUUUCAAGAUUAUUGUGACUUGGUUUUUUUCUUUCAAAGACUGUAAAAAUUGUUACCUAGAAUGCCAGCACUGCACACCUUCAAGGGACUUGGAAUACGGUCUCUUUUACUCUUUUGUUUUUCAGAGACAGGGUCUUGCUCUGUCACCCAGGCUGGAGUACAGUGGCGCAGUCAUCACUCACUACAGCCUUGACCUCCUGGGCUCAAGUGAUCCUCCCACCUCAGUCUCCCGAGCAGCUAGGACUACAGACACACGCCACCAUACCUGUGCAAAUUUUUUUUUUUUGGUAGUAGAAAUGGGGUCUUGCCCCUUUUACUCUUAAAUUAGAAAUUAUUCACAUGGUGGUUGUUUUUGGCAAAAUGGUGUUAGAAAUUUGCUCUCUUAUUGCUUUAAUUCUGUCAGCAAUCCGUUGAGUUAAAACCUGGGAUUUGACUCUUCAGCAAGUAGCAAGUGACCUAGUAACUCAGGGAAAACUAUUUUUGAACUUUUAAGUGCCACUUUAAUGCAGUUACUUUGGUAUAACCUUGUGGUGUUUUAGAGCUAGCUCUAGGGGAGUGGAAGGGAGAGCCAGGAAUGAGUGCAUCUUUCUUAACGCUCUGUUCCACCUGGUGCCCUGACUGUACUACAUACUGAAACACAGGCCUAGAUAGAUGUUAAUGAAUUCUUUUCCUCUGUCAGAGAUGUCAUCUGUGCCUUUCCCAGUGUUCAUCUGAUAAUGUAAAUUUAAAUGCCUCUACAUUUGAUAUUAAACCCCCAUGCUCAGGUGACACUGAACCAGGUGGCUUUUGUCCCACCAGUGCCUCAUCAUUAGUGUGAGGUGUUUUCUUCUCUGCUUUAGGAAAAGGACUCCCCCUUCCCCCCCAAUCUUGUGCCAGCCAUCAGCAACUUAUACAUAGUCUUAUGGGUUAUAGAACUGUUGGCCGUUUCCUAAAUUUAUUCCAGAUUCAUGUAGAGGCAUAUAGAUUUCAGUCUGUGCUCAAAAUGGGAUGGAUGAUCUCAGUGGCUUCCUGGACUCUUCUUUUGAGCUUAAAAUCCAUUUGAGGUUGAUUUCCUUGUCAUUAUAAGGUAAUAUGUUUGUGAGGUUAUUCCACUAGUUCUGUGAUCACUUGGGUGUCAGUAUUUUUAAUGGUCUUCAUUCUCGGUUGUAAAAUUAUAUUUUAUAUGCUCACUCACCCUCUAUAAAUCUGCCCACUUUGGGUUGUGGUGCCUGUGUUAUCUUUGCCCGUCUGGUCUCCAGUUGGUGGAAUUACCUUUUUGUACUGCCACUUCUCAGCAUCUUUGAAAUCUGACAUAAUGUUGCUUCAUUCCAGUUUUUUUAGUUCUGUAAUUUGUUGAUUGUAUUUAACUAUGUGAGUUCUGUUGUGAUGUUUACUGUAUUGUAAAGCACCUCAAUCAUGUGAUGGGUGCUGUAUAAAUCAAUAAAUGAUGACUUAGAGGCUGUA
Molecule: messenger RNA, 4178 nt
Organism: Carlito syrichta (Philippine tarsier)
Lineage: Eukaryota; Metazoa; Chordata; Mammalia; Primates; Tarsiidae
Gene: UBE2G1
Product: ubiquitin conjugating enzyme E2 G1
Exons: 6
Coding region: 368-880 (170 amino acids)
Biological process (GO): protein polyubiquitination; proteasome-mediated ubiquitin-dependent protein catabolic process
Molecular function (GO): ubiquitin conjugating enzyme activity
Source: RefSeq, a predicted model, not a curated record